UUAUAAUAGAUUAUUGUGUGUACCGUGCACUAUCAGCUGCUGUACCUAACUAAGUAGGUACCUCUAUAACUUUACAACAAGUAUAAAUAAUAAAUUUGAGCACUUAAUGGCAGUCUCAAGUCUAUAGAUAAGUCUACAUCAAGAUGACUCUGGAUUUUGCUGUAUUAUAAAUACUUUCGUUUUGAUAACAGACGAUAAAUGCGAAAACUAAAACAUCAUUGGGGCGCUUGCGUCGUUUAGUCACCAGUUAGUUAGUCGCCGUUGUCUGGCUCGAAGUUGUCGAGGAGCCGCAGUAAAAAAUACUCAUCCACAGACAUGACAUUUUGUUUUGAUAAAAAAAACGUGUGACUGUGUGACGUUAUUUAUCUCAAAGAACUUAUCGAAAUAAAUUAAGAUUAAAUGUCAAUAGAACAUAAAGUGAACGAAAACAGCGAACUGUGGCCUAUUAGUGUAACAAAUAAAAAUUAUCAUGACAAAACGUGUUUGUGUGGUCGGUGCUGGUAUAGCAGGGAUCUCUGCUGCCAGAUAUUUGAAGGAAGCAGGGAUUGACUUCACGGUCUAUGAGUCUACUCAAUAUGUCGGUGGUACGUGGAGGUUCGACCCUCGAGUGGGUACAGACGAGAACGGUUUACCUCUACACACCAGUAUGUACAAAACCUUAAGAACAAAUCUACCUAAACCUACAAUGGAACUCAAAGGGUUUCCGUUACCUGAACACCUUCCAUCAUUCCCCAGUUGGCGAGACUACUACCAGUACUUGCAAGAUUAUUCUAAACACUUCAAUAUACUCGAUCAUAUAAAGUUCCUACACAAUGUACUCCUAAUUAGAAGAGUUGGAGACGUGUGGCGAGUCAAACAUCAACACGUUCAAACAAACGAAACGUUUGAAGAUGAAUACGAUUAUAUUAUCAUAGGAAACGGACAUUUCAGCAAACCAAAUAUGCCUAAUAUACCUGGAGAAGACCGUUUUAAAGGCAAAAUAAUUCACAGCCACGACUAUAAAGAGCCAGAACCGUUUAGAAACCGCCGCGUCCUAAUUGUUGGCGCUGGUCCCUCUGGCAUGGACAUUGGUCUCGAUGUGGCCGAAGUUUCAAAGACCUUAGUGCAUAGUCAUCACUCCAAGAUUAACUUUAGCACGCCAUUCCCCCCACACUACCAUAAAAAACCUGAUAUCCAGGAGUUUAAUGAAACUGGUGCCAUAUUCAAAGAUGGGAGCUAUGAAGAAAUUGAUGAUGUCAUUUAUUGUACAGGUUUCCAGUACGACAUUCCAUUCUUAGACGAGUCGAGUGGCCUGACUUUAAGUCCUAAAAGCAUAGUACCUCUGUAUCGGUACAUGGUGAACAUCAACCAGCCUUCUAUGAUCCUCAUGGGACUAAUCGUCAGAGCGUGUUUGGUCGUCGCUUUGGACGCUCAGGCACGUUACGCGACCGCCCUGGUGAAAGGAAACUUCACUCUCCCACCACAUGAAGAGAUGAUGCAGGAGUGGCAGAAGAGAAUGAACGCUAUCCGCUCUAAGGGACUCCCGUCUUCAUACAUACACAUUCUUGCUGAGAAAGAGGAUCAAUACUACGCUGAGCUUUCAGAAGAAUCCGGUAUCCAGCGUGUACCGCCUGUAAUGUUCAAGAUACGAACCCAGGACAUGCAAGCAAAGUUGGAUAAUUUGUAUACAUACAGAAACUACGUGUAUACUGUCAUUGAUGACGAGAACUUUGUGAGACAUGAAGAGGAGCCGGCAGUUAGAAGAGGGCUAACUCUAUAGUACGUUAAUAUAAAUUAAUUUUACAAGAUUAAAGCAUAGUAAAGUUAAUAUAGGUAAAGCUUAGGCCCAACACUCCCAUCCUCAAGUUCCAAAACGGUCGACAAUGUACUUUUUUUUAAUUUCUCAAAACCCAAGCAACUCCUGUAUGCUGCGAUCUGCGGUAGAUACAAACAUGAAAACACCGGGACACUGAAGCGCGUCGCGUCCUAGGGACAUGAAUAACAGGAGAAGAAAAAACGAGUUAGUUGUUACUGUGUCAGUGGUGUUGCGGAUAUCCAUGGACGGCGCCGAUUGCUUACCAUCAGGUGAUCCGUAUGCUCGUUUACCGCCUUAUCCCAUAAAAAAAAUGA
Messenger RNA from Spodoptera litura, 2109 nucleotides. It is a transcript of the gene FMO2, whose product is annotated as flavin-dependent monooxygenase FMO2. NCBI's taxonomy places the organism in Eukaryota, Metazoa, Arthropoda, Insecta, Lepidoptera, Noctuidae. Gene Ontology annotation, molecular function: N,N-dimethylaniline monooxygenase activity; flavin adenine dinucleotide binding; NADP binding. The record is from RefSeq and is a predicted model, not a curated record.